Messenger RNA from Hirsutella rhossiliensis, 969 nucleotides. Its product is annotated as HEAT repeats domain-containing protein. Gene Ontology annotation, molecular function: deoxyhypusine monooxygenase activity. Gene Ontology annotation, biological process: peptidyl-hypusine biosynthetic process. The transcript has 2 exons. Lineage: Eukaryota; Fungi; Ascomycota; Sordariomycetes; Hypocreales; Ophiocordycipitaceae. Bases 1 to 969 code for a protein of 322 amino acids. The record is from RefSeq and is a predicted model, not a curated record.
AUGGCUGACGCUACGAUCAAGAGCCUCCGAGACAGCCUCUGCUCCGAAUCCACGCCCCUGCCGGUUCGGUUCCGAUCCCUCUUCUCGCUCAAGCACCUGGCCAAGACGUCCGAAGGCGAAUUUGCCAUCGCCGCCAUCGAUGCCAUCGCGGCUGCUUUUGCGUCGCCAUCCGCGCUGCUCAAGCACGAGCUAGCCUACUGCUUGGGGCAAACCGGAAACGGCGCCGCCGUGGAUCCGCUGCGCCGUGUCCUCUCCGAUCUGCAGGAGGACCCCAUGUGCCGGCACGAGGCCGCCGAGGCUCUGGGCGCCCUUGGAAGGGCCGACGACCUGGAUCUGCUGGAGCACUUCCGGGAUCGCGAGGGCGAGGACGUUGUCGUCAAGGAGACUUGCGAGAUCGCCAUCGACAGAAUACACUGGGAGAAUUCCGAGGAGAGGUUGCAGGAGAAGCUGCGACAAAGCGACUUCGCCUCCAUCGAUCCCGCGCCUCCCAUGCCCGAGUCAGAGAAAACCGUCGACGACCUCGCGAAGCAGCUUGUGGAUGUCAACCUGCCGCUGUUCCUGCGAUACCGUGCAAUGUUUGCUCUCCGAGACUUUGCCUCGCCCCCCGAUGCGCCCACGGCGGUCCCUGCAGUCCAUGCACUGGCCAAGGGCUUCAAGGACGAGUCGGCCUUGUUCCGGCAUGAGAUCGCCUUUGUGUUCGGGCAGCUGUCACACCCGGCUUCCAUCCCCGCUCUCACCGAGGCAUUGAGCGAUGUAAACGAGGCGAGCAUGGUCCGGCACGAGGCUGCCGAGGCCCUCGGCAGCCUGGGCGAGGAGGAGGGUGUUGAAGAGACCCUGAAAAGCUUUUUGCAGGACAAGGAGAAGGUAGUCCGCGAGAGUGUCAUUGUGGCGUUGGACAUGGCCGAGUACGAGAAGAGCGCAGACGCCGAGUACGCACUGAUCCCGGAAGUUGCAGGUGCUACUGCCUAG